GAGAAAAAGCUACACAGCAUACAAAUUCAUCAUGUCGAGCAACACCCGAUACUACUAUUCGCUACCAACCGAAGCACCACAACGGUCAAGAUCAGGCAGUCGUCGCCCACCUCUUACGCCUUCCGUUGUUUCCUCGCCAUGUCUUACAACACAUGUUCCCGUGGCUUCUCGACGAGACUCUGCUGGAUCAACGGGAAGUCCGACCAAGGCCUCUACUCUGCUCGCCAAAGUUGCCUCGUCACCCACCACCCCGCGGGGCGAAACUCCUCUACCAAGUCCAAUGCCUUCUCCGGAGAUGAGGCACAGUGAAAUGCACUCCAGCUCCUCAUAUGGUUCUGGAAGACCUGCUAUAUGCAGGAGUGAGAGCGAGCGCUACGUAAGACAGUACAGGCAGCAGGGUGAGCAAUAUUGCUCUUGUCAUCGAACUAAGCAGAGAGCUGACAAUAUUUCCAGACGGCUACAUCAGCUUCCCAGACUUUGAGCAGCUCUGCCAAAGACAGAGCCCGUAUGAUCAGC
Dothidotthia symphoricarpi CBS 119687 is the source of this 516-nucleotide messenger RNA. RefSeq lists its product as uncharacterized. Bases 32 to 481 code for a protein of 149 amino acids. The transcript has a single exon. The record is from RefSeq and is a predicted model, not a curated record. Lineage: Eukaryota; Fungi; Ascomycota; Dothideomycetes; Pleosporales; Dothidotthiaceae.